Gastrolobium bilobum is the source of this 2629-nucleotide messenger RNA. Its product is annotated as proline-rich extensin-like protein EPR1. Gene Ontology annotation, cellular component: plasma membrane. Gene Ontology annotation, molecular function: electron transfer activity. Lineage: Eukaryota; Viridiplantae; Streptophyta; Magnoliopsida; Fabales; Fabaceae. The coding region runs from base 48 to 2489 and encodes 813 amino acids. The transcript is spliced from 2 exons. The record is from RefSeq and is a predicted model, not a curated record.
AUGUAAAAUCAAUAAACAGUCCUUAACAACUAGCUUUUAUUUUCCUCAUGGAGCUUCAGAGGCAUAUUUGCCUCCUCUUGUUUCUCUUUAGUCUCUUCUCAUGCUCCCAUGCCUACACAUUCUAUGUUGGUGGAAAAGAUGGAUGGGUUUUGAACCCUUUUGAGAAUUACAAUCAAUGGACUCAAAGGAACAGGUUCCAAGUCAGUGACUCUCUUGUUUUCAAGUACAAGAAGGGUUCAGAUGCGGUAUUGGAGGUGAACAAGGAGGAUUAUGAAAAAUGCAACAAGAAGAACCCGAUCAAGAAGUUUGAGGAUGGUGACUCAGUGUUCCAGCUUGAUCGAUCGGGUCCUUUUUACUUCAUCAGUGGUAAAGAUGGAAAUUGUGAAAAGGGUCAGAAACUUAUUGUUGUAGUCAUGGCUGUGAGAGAACAACAGCAUCAUAACCCACCUCCAUAUUCUCCAACACCUCCAACAACACCUUCCCCUAUCUAUCAUCCUCCUUAUGUUCCAACACCUCCAAAAACUCCUCCACCUAUCAAUGAGCCUCCUUAUGUCCCAACACCUCCACAGACUCCUUCUCCUCCAGUGUAUCAUCCUCCUUAUGUUCCAACUCCACCAAAAGCUCCUUCACCUGUUAAUCAGCCUCCUUAUGCUCCAAAACCACCUCAAACUCCUUCCCCUGUAUAUCAUCCUCCCAAUGUUCCAACUCCUCCAGUCUAUAAUCCUCCCAAUGUCCCAACUCCUCCAAAAGCUCCAUCUCCGGUUAAUCAUCCUCCCUAUGUUCCCACACCUCCACAAAAUCCUUCCCCUAUUCAUAAUCCACCCUAUUUUCCAACACCUCCAAAAACACCUUCUCCUGUUUAUAGUCCACCCAAUGUUCCAACCCCUCCAAAAACACCUUCUCCAGUUAACAGUCCACCCAAUAUUCCUGUUCCUCCGAAAGCUCCUUCUCCUAUUAACCAUCCACCCUAUGUUCCAACACCUCCAAAAACACCUUCUCCAAUUUACAGUCCACCCAAUGUUCCCACUCCUCCAAAAGCUCCUUCUCCUAUUAACCAUCCACCCUAUGUUCCAACACCUCCAAAAACACCUUCUCCUGUUUACAGUCCACCCAAUGUUCCCACUCCUCCAAAAUCUCCUUCUCCUAUUAACCAUCCACCCUAUGUUCCAACACCUCCAAACACUCCCUCUCCUGUUUAUAGUCCUCCCAAUGUUCCUACUCCUCCAAAAGCUCCAUCCCCUGGCAAUCAGUCUCCCUAUGUUCCAACACCUCCAAAUACUCCUUCUCCUGUUUAUAGUCCUCCCAAUGUUCCUGUUCCUCCCAAAGCUCCUUCCCCUAUUAAUUAUCCACCUCAUAUUCCAACACCUCCAAAAACACCUUCUCCUGUUUAUAAUAGUCCUCCAAAUGUUCCUUCUCCUCCAAAAGCUCCUACCCCAGGAAAUCAACCACCCUAUGUUCCAGCCCCAAAAACUCCCUCUCCCAUUUCUCAACCUCCCUAUGUUCCAAAAACUCCUUCCCCUGUCAAUCAACCACCCUAUGCUCCAAAACCUCCAACAACUCCUUCUCCAAUUUCUCAGCCUCCCUAUGUACCAACACCCCCAAAAACUCCUUCCCCUGUCAACCAACCACCCUACAUUCCAACACCUCCAAAAACCCCUUCUCCUAUUUCUCAACCUCCCUACAUUCCAACUCCAAAAACCCCUUCCCCCAUGAAUCAACCACCAUAUGUUGCAGCACCUCCAAAUACUCCUACCCCUAUCAAUCAACCACCCUAUGUUUCAACACCUCCAAAUACCCAUUCUCCAAUUUCUCAACCUCCUUACAUCAUUCCAACACCUCCAAAAACCCCAUCCCCCAUGAAUCAACCACCCUAUGUUUCAACACCUCCAAAUACCCAUUCUCCCAUUUCUCAACCUCCUUACAUCAUUCCAACACCUCCAAAAUCCCCUUCCCCCAUGAAUCAACCUCCAUAUAUUGCAACACCUCCAAACACUCAUUCUCCAAUUUCUCAACCACCCUCUUACAUUCCAAACCCUCCAAAAUCCAAUUCCCCUAUCUCUCAAUCCCCAUUACCUCAAACACCAAUUUCACCAUCUCCAUUCACACCAGCAUCAUCACCAUAUCCAUCAAGGUCCCUCCCGCCAUCUCAACCACCUUCAGUUUCAACUGCACCAACCUACGCACCUUCGCUCCUCCCUCCGGCGAGUUCUCCUGUGCCGGCCACAGUAUCACCACCAUCGCUUUCCCCAUCGACCACCGCUCCAGCCGCGUCUCCGGGAGCAGCAACUCUAUCGCCGUCAGGAUCGCCCCAAACGACAUCGUCUAGUCCCGCCCCUUCCAUAACGCCGUCGUCGUCUAACGAAACGACACCAGCCGGGUCAAACGGCGGCAUUGUGUCGUCGUCUGCAUGGGCUUCAACUACUUCAGGGUUAUGGGCGUAUUCUAUUACCAUUUUAGUUGGUGCUGCUCUAAGCACUAUUCUUGGGUAGAAAACGAGACAUUAUUAUUAUUGUUAUUAUUAUUUAUUUUUUCAGUUUUGAUAUAAUUUGUGAACAUUUUAAAAUUUUGUUUUUGUAAUAUUGUUAUUUGGACAUAAGAGAUCCAAUCUCAUAAUUAAUUGUAUGUAUAA